UUGACCCGGCAGCAGAUUGCUAAAAUGAUAAGUAAAUAGAAAAAUUUCGCAUUCCCUGCGUAGGAUUGAAAGAAGACAUCCCGUCAAUUGUAAUCGUUAGCUAUCGAUAUUGCAGUAACCGGCAUGUUGUUAAUUUACAAUUGUUUACAAAGACAAUAACAACACUGCAAAAUAUGGCUAAGAGACAGAUGUGGGAUCACAUGCGACAGGUCUUUCAACAGGCUGUCAACGCAGUGCAUCCUGAAAAGAUAUUUGUGGACUACAACAGCUUUGAUUUGCGACCCAAAGAGAAGGAUCAUCGUGUCUAUAUCAAAUUGGAUGGACAUGAGCAUGAUAUAACAGGGAAAACUUGCCAUGUCGUGGGCUUUGGCAAGGCCGUGCUGGGCAUGGCCAACAAAGUGCAACGGGAUCUGGGACAGUACUCAGCUGGAGGAGUGCUGAGCGUGCCCGUCAACACUCUGCAGCAGUUUAAGCAGCCCAUUUGUGAUAAGCUAAUCAUACAUGAAGGUGCACCCAAUAAUCUACCCGAUGAGACGGCCCUUAAAGCAGCUCAGACGAUUAAGAAGCUCGCCGAGAGCAUGACGGACAAGGAUGUGCUCUUUGUGUUCAUCUCUGGUGGUGGCUCGGCUUUGCUACCGCUGCCCCGCCCACCCCUGACCCUUCAAGACAAACGCAGCAUUGCAGAUAAGCUGAUGAAACGAGGUGCCAGCAUCCAGGAGAUAAACACGGUGCGCAUCGCCUGCUCAGAGAUCAAGGGAGGUCGCUUGGCGCUGGCUGCUCAACAAGCGAGCAUGCUAGUCACCUUUGUGCUGAGCGACAUCAUUGGAGAUCCACUGCAGCUGAUUGCCUGCGGUCCCACGAUACAACCCAGCGGUGUUACUAAGUCGGCUGCCGAGAUCUUAAGGAAACACCAAGUGUGGGAUGAACUAUCCACUGGGGUACAACAACUAUUCGAGACGUUAGAGCAACAGCAGUUGCAGGAGAAUCAACAAGGAACGUCUGCUAAUAGUCAAGUGUUUGUGGUGGGCAACAACGUGAUAGCCACGGCAACAGCAGCUCAGGAGGCCACCAAACUUGGCUACAUUCCCUGCGUUCUGAGCUGCUCGGUGCAAGGUGAUGUCUGCAGCGUGGCAGUGGACUAUCAGCGAUUGCUGCACGGCAUUCAGGAGUUCAAGCAGCUUACAAUAAACCAACAGCAACUGCGCGAAAGAUUUGCAUUUGACGAGAAAUACUUCCAAGAUUUCUUCAAGUCGCUGGAGCAACAUAUGAAGUCAAAUUCGCCGCUAUUCAUCAUCUGCGGAGGCGAGCCCGUCAUUAAGGUCAAAGGGCAAGGUGUAGGUGGACGCAGUCAGCACCUAGCGCUGCUUAUGUCCCAGAUGCUGCAUCGAGAUGAUUCGCUCGGCGGCUACACAUUUCUGAGCGCUGGCACAGAUGGCAUUGAUGGACCAACAGAUGCAGCGGGGGCCAUUGGAGAUAGUUGUAUUAUAGAUGUCUACUUGGCCAGCCAUACUUUAGAUGAGCUUGCCGAGAUAUUGUGCAAUUGUGAUAGCUACAAUUUCUAUAAGCAACUUUCCGAUGGUGAUUAUCAUCUGCUCACUGGACACACGGGAACCAAUGUGAUGGAUUUGCAUUUCCUAGUGGUGCCGUAAUACCGACAACUCGGGUUUGCCAAUUGUCUGUUAAUGAAGUUGCUCUUGAACGCCGUAGAGACAGAGAGAGAGACAUAGUUUCAAUUUGUUUAAUAAAUGUUCAGACAGUUUUUACGAUUUUCCUGCUUAAUGUUCCUCUAAAUUUUUACGACUCGUUUCAUUAACAUUUUUAAUAUGCAUUUAAAUACGAGUAUUCUCUGUUCUCCGCAUACGGAAUGCUCUUCUUAUGCUUCGCGUUGCCUGAAGAUGAUCAAGCGACAAACAUAAAAUGACAAUUAGCAUUUGCCUCUUCAUUAAAAAUGUGACUUAUGAAAUCAGCAAUCAGUAAAAUAUUUUUUUAAAUUUAUUUUGUUAGUCUUUUUUUUCUGGUUUUUAGCUUCCAGAUGAAUUGUGUUGAUUUUAUGGUUGCGUGAUAAAUCAACUGAUAUAUCUUACUAUCUAUCUAUCUGUAUACGAUCAUAUAUGAUUAUUAUGAAGCAUAAAUAUUUGUCAUAUUUUCUUAUUUGUUA
This is a messenger RNA of Drosophila innubila, 2158 nucleotides long. Its product is annotated as glycerate kinase. The record is from RefSeq and is a predicted model, not a curated record. NCBI's taxonomy places the organism in Eukaryota, Metazoa, Arthropoda, Insecta, Diptera, Drosophilidae. The transcript is spliced from 4 exons. Gene Ontology annotation, cellular component: cytoplasm. Gene Ontology annotation, biological process: protein phosphorylation. The coding region runs from base 174 to 1649 and encodes 491 amino acids. Gene Ontology annotation, molecular function: glycerate kinase activity.